Messenger RNA from Cryptococcus wingfieldii CBS 7118, 2082 nucleotides. RefSeq lists its product as hypothetical. The record is from RefSeq and is a predicted model, not a curated record. Lineage: Eukaryota; Fungi; Basidiomycota; Tremellomycetes; Tremellales; Cryptococcaceae. Bases 1 to 2082 code for a protein of 693 amino acids. The transcript has a single exon.
AUGCGGGCAGUCCUCCCAAAGUCGAUUAUCGCCAGACUUGAGGCCUCCCACACCCCCGACUUCCGACCUGUCGCCUCCAUCUCUCGCCAUCCUCGCCCACCCAGACCCAUCAGCAAAGCCCCUCGCUCGAUCGAAGGACUGAAUGCGAACCGUCUCUUCCGACGAGCGCAGACACCCGCCGAAGAAGCAGCCCACGCCUACCUCGAUACCUACCCUCUUCCACCUUCUCCUACAGUCUCAGACUUGCUCCGCCGACAGGUCACCUACUCCAAGUUCAUCUUUGCCUUGACCGCACGAUCAGAAGAUGCCGUUUCGUCUCUGGUAGAACGGGCGAUGAAGGAGAAGGUGCCUCUUUCGACUGUAACCUUGACGAGGAUCCUUCAAAAGUCGCUAGAGAAUCCGUCCGCCGAGGCCCGCGUCAGAAUCGUUCAAAGCGUCAUGCCUUUUCUCCCCGACCGGCUUGAUGUGCCCCUCCUCGACCUGCUCCUCCGUGCAGUCAUCCGAGACUCGUCGCCCGACCCAUCAUUUGUCGAGGGUCUCAUCAACGACUGUCUCGCGCUUGAUGGUGUCACGAGCAAGGAUGGAUGGCCAUGGGAGAUCUGGGACGUUCUUAUCACGACUCAUGUCCCCACAGCAGACUUUCAUUCUGCUGUCAAGCGGCUAGGUGAAUUCAAGCGAGUCGUUAGAGCGUAUCUCGAUGCCCCAUCAUCCUCUUCCUCCCCGCCAAAACUCUCUCACGCCCAAAGAACCGCCAUCGUACAAGUCUACACCACCACCAUGAACAUCUGGCGCCUCUCCACUCUCAAAGAUACCACCGCUCGCUCCAAAUGCUCGCGCAUCCCGGAGAGUCUGGCGGAAGAUCUGGUAGAGCUCGCAGGAGGUGAAGCGGGUCUGGACGUCAAGUUCUUGAGCGCGUGGUUGCGCGCGGAGAAGGUUGCGCAGAAUUGGGAGAUGGCAGAGAGUAUUGUGGAGAUGAUUGGUGAAGCGCAGGAGAGCUACGAGGUUGGAGAAGGAGGGAAGGAGCAAGAGGGUAUACCGCGUCUGGAUUCAAAGACGUGGACGUCUGUCUUUGGUCUCUACACUACGCCUUGCGUUCUACCGCCGACCCGCGUCCUCGCCCGGCGUCUCCUCACCCAAACCCCAAAGAGUACUGAAGCCACCGAGCAAGACGCCAUACCCAAUCCGAACCGGGCUAUACAUCUCCCCAUCUUGACGUCCGAAGUCGUCAACGCCAUCCUUCGCGCCAUCUUCCACUCUCUCGAUACUACACAUCCCAGUACGCCCCCAAACGAGAUCGACCUCCCCCUAACCCUCGUCAUCCUCCGCCUAAUCACAUUAAGCGGCACCCCUACCUCCCCCCCAGCCGACCGCAAAACCAUCGACAUCCUCUCCUCCUACCUCUACCGCACCGCGCGCAACCUCUCCCUCCCUCCCCACCUCUUCUUCUCCCUCGGUAUUCCCGCAAUGCCGAAUAGGAGGAGGAGGAAUGGGAAGGAGAAGACGUGGAGAAGGUUCGGACUGGGGGCGGAAGAGUGGGAUGUUAUGACGGAGGCAGUACAUGCUGAGCGGGUGAAGAUGGGGAGAGAGGUGGAGGUUGUGCAUCUGCCGUUUUCUAUGCCUGUUGCUCGUCUUGCGAAGGCUCAUCCUUCUUUUCAAUUCUUGGCACCGCACCCAGAGGCGGAGAAGGAACUGUCGAGCACGAUCACGGUCAAUGCUGAGCAACUCAGGACUUUCGGGAGUGGGGAAAGAGGAUCGAGUUUUCAGAGGGUACUACCGGCGUUGAUAGGGAUACUCGAGCGGCUCAUCGUCGCGCGAGAGAGACAAGCUUGUUCGGCGAGAGUCGAAUAUCUCUUUGCAGAGGUUCCGCGCGGAAAUGAGAAACAGAUGGAAGAACGAGAGCUACCGAUGGAGAGGGCAAGGUUGGAAAGAGAACGUGAGAGGUUGGCUGGGCAAGAAGGCUUGGAGGACACCGACGAGCAGAUUCUGCGGAGUGUGAUGGAUGUGGUAAAUAAGGAGGUGCUUUGGCCGUCGAGAAGGGAGAGAAGGGUCGUGAAGAGAGAGAUCAAGAGGCGGAAGCUGUGA